AUGCAGGCAACGAGAAGUUAUGAGUACAACACCGUAUUCAAUAUCGGUUACCAGCAAGGCCGCGUUGGCCGGCGCACAAACCCUCGCGCGUCUACCAAAGAGCUCCCUGCCGCCAGUUCCUGGGGGGCCAACGAGCUGUUUGCGUUCCGGGUCGUAGUCGAGGCCGCGGACUCUCGCGUCCUCCCGCACUUGACGCCCGAGCGGCUGUCCAUCGAUGCUCUGAUUGCCCCCAACUCGGACUUGGCUGGGCUGGCCAAAUCAACUCCUCCUAAUCUGCCGCUAUCCGUUGAGAUGGAUUUGUCGACGAAGUUUGGGCAUAGUCUGGGCCAGUUCUGGGCUGCGCUGGCCGACGUCGUGGCUGAUGAGCCAGAAGAGACGGACGACCAAGGUGGUCUCGCGCAAGACGGGGUGGGAGAAGACGACGCCAGCACAGCAGCACCACCACCAGCAGCCAAGGACAGCCGCCCCCGAAACGGAUUCGCAGAAAAGCAGAGGUCCCAGACAUGGUGGAUGCGACGCACGCGCAGUUCGGCUCUUCAAGCCCUCGCCAAACCAAUUCCCAGGUCGGCACUGACGAUGACGCCUUCGUCCCGCCUGGUUAUGGCCUGGACGGGGCGCGAGAGAUCCAGACGGAGCGACUGGUCAUCUGUUUCACUGGAGUGCCGUGGCUGUCUGUCGGUCGGCGCGGUUACCGUCGGCGGCCGGCAGAUCCGGGCCGAAGACGACGGCGGCCUGCGUCUGCGGAUGCUGUCCACGGAGGGCGAGCAUGCCUACCACCGCUCGCGUGUUUCCGAUUGCUACCAUUUGCUGUCCGAGACCAAAAGGCGCUUUCAGCAUCAUCACGAGGGCAGGCCGCCUAUCUCUGACGCCUGGCUGGGCCAAAAGACGGCUGAAGCGCUUGUGGCGCGAUUGGUGCGGAGACCGGUUCAUCAAGAUCCGGUCGUCGUUGUCAUUGCCGCCGCACGUCGGUACGUACGCUUUCUCCAGUUUCGUAUCACCGACGAGUACCUUCGCGAUGUCGAGACGAGGAAACCGCAGCUGACGCUGCCUGUUACCGGGACCGUAUGGCUUGACUUGGGGAUAAAAUGGACAGGAAGAGCGCCGUGA
Anthostomella pinea is the source of this 1107-nucleotide messenger RNA. NCBI's taxonomy places the organism in Eukaryota, Fungi, Ascomycota, Sordariomycetes, Xylariales, Xylariaceae. The record is from the annotation of a GenBank genome assembly.